AUGGUGUGUAGCAGCCUCGGAGCUGGCCACCGCCGCUCCGCCCACGCCUGCAGCGAGCCGGAGAGCGGCUCCGGCUGCCGCGCCAAAGAGCUGCACCGCAGGGGCUGGCGCAGCAGGGGUUGGCGCAGCAGGGGCUGGCAGAGCAGGGACUGGCGCUCGAGCUCCGAAGGGAGAGCCAUCAGCUCCACCAGUUGA
This is a messenger RNA of Emiliania huxleyi CCMP1516, 195 nucleotides long. RefSeq lists its product as hypothetical. Lineage: Eukaryota; Haptophyta; Isochrysidales; Noelaerhabdaceae. The record is from RefSeq and is a predicted model, not a curated record. The transcript is spliced from 3 exons. Bases 1 to 195 code for a protein of 64 amino acids.